Naumovozyma castellii is the source of this 990-nucleotide messenger RNA. RefSeq names its product transcription factor HAC1 (gene HAC1). The record is from RefSeq and is a predicted model, not a curated record. Lineage: Eukaryota; Fungi; Ascomycota; Saccharomycetes; Saccharomycetales; Saccharomycetaceae. The transcript has a single exon. The coding region runs from base 1 to 990 and encodes 329 amino acids.
AUGAGUAUCACUAGCACCAACCAUAUUAAUACCUCAGCCUCCACCCCUGCCCCCAACGACUCCGUAGAGAUCCCCACCGAUUUCAAAUCCACUCUGCCCCCUCGCAAGAGAGCCAAGACAAAGGAAGAGAAGGAACAGAGAAGAAUCGAAAGAAUCUUGAGAAAUAGGAAAGCCGCUCAUCAAAGUAGGGAGAAGAAAAGGUUGCAUUUGAAAUUCCUAGAACAGAAAUGCAGCAUCAUGGAAAGAAUACUCGCUCAUAUCACCGACGAUCAAUUGUAUCAAUUGAUAGGAAAUGACAAAGCGGGCGUCUCUCUCAUGGAAGAAUAUCAUUCCAUCUUGAAUACCGAUGACGAAACGGAGUUCGUUAACAAUUUCAAUUCUAACGUGACUCCAUCAGCAACCACUUUCAACACUUCUUCGUCUUCACCUUCUCCCUCGGAAAAAUCUAACACUACUGAUGCAGGUAAUCUUGACAUUGUUAACGUCAAGAAUGAAGAACUGGAAACGGAUUUCAAAUUCCAAGUGAUUCCCUCCGUUACGGAUACGGUUCCCAGACAAGCAAAUACAAGAUUAAGUGGUGUCCCUCAAUCUCAAUCUCAAUCAGACUCCAACUCAGAUUCUCCAUGUAGUGUAAUGUCCCCCGUUUCCAACAUAACGAUGGAUGAUGAAUUGUUUUUCGAAAAGACAAGCUACUACAAAUCUGCUAACAACAUCUCUACUUCCGUCUCCUUUAAUUCUUCUCCCUUACAAAAGCAAGAUUCGAAUGGAAGUUGGGACCUAUUAAUGAAUAGAAAUGAUUCUUUAUUAAAGGACGCUUUAGAACCAGCUUAUGAAUACCAAUAUGAUACCACUGAUCAUUUAAGAGUAAUUGACAUGGACGAAUUAACGAAAACAAAAAUGCCAAUGUUCUCAACAAAUAAUAAUAAUAAUAACGACGGUUCCUACGAUCUUGACAAUUGGCGUAAUCCAGCAGUGAUUACUAACCUAUGA